Messenger RNA from Penicillium brevicompactum, 1662 nucleotides. RefSeq lists its product as uncharacterized. NCBI's taxonomy places the organism in Eukaryota, Fungi, Ascomycota, Eurotiomycetes, Eurotiales, Aspergillaceae. Bases 1 to 1662 code for a protein of 553 amino acids. The record is from RefSeq and is a predicted model, not a curated record. The transcript has 3 exons.
AUGGCUUCUGAACAUGAGACACCGGGAAAACGAACGAUUGCCACGGUUUUAGACAAGUUAGCCAGAGAGCAUCCGACUAGGUUGGUCUGCAAAGCACCUAAAGGUCCUCGGGUUGCCAAUGGAUUCUCAUCCUUGGAUAUUGGAACUCUGUCCAAGGCCGUGGACUCAACUGCGUGGCUGAUCACCGAAUCUUUUGGAACUCCUGAAAAGGAUGAGGUUCUCCUUUACCUUGGUGACAGUGAUAUUCGGUACCUAGUAUUUGUUGUGGCUUGCCAAAAAGCUGGUUUCAAGCCCUUCCUGCCUUCCACAAAGAACAGCAUUGAUGUGCAGUGUGCGCUCUUGGAAACAACGGGUUGCUCUGGAGUUCUUUUUAGUUCGACUUUAAAACUGCAGGUCGAAGAGAUCAAAGCCUUCAAAGCAUCUGUUGCAGUGAUGGAGGUGCCCAAGUUUGAACAGAUGGUGACGAACUUUUCGCGGUACUAUCCAUAUGACACGGCGUAUCAGGCGAUCGAGGACGAAACUGCGAUUAUAAUACAUAGCUCUGGAACAACAGGUGUUCCCAAGCCAAUCCAUCUUACGCACGGAUUUCUGGGCACCGUGGACAAACAAGGCCAGAUUGCUGUUCCGAAGGGAAGGGUGUCAGCCAUUCCCAAAAAAACCAGACAGAACUACCUUUUCCUCUCCACGGCUCCGUUCUUCCACCUGAUGGGGAUAUAUGCCACGGCAAUGUCUGUUUUCCAAGGGGCCCCAUUUGUCUACCCUCCUCCGACCGCAUCACUCACCAUCGAGACAUUUAUCGAGGUGAUUAGUGCAGAGCAUCCGACUGUUGCUGUCAUUACGCCAGCUUUGGUUGAAGCAGUAGGCCAAUCGGCCACUGCCUUGGAAGCGCUGUCCGCUCUAGAGAUGGUUUGCAUCGGCGGGGCACCUCUAGCACCGGAUAUCGGGGAUACCAUCAACAAGAGAACCAAUCUUGUAUCUGUCCUGGGCGCCAGUGAGCUUGGUCUCAUACCAUCUCUCAUCCCGGAGAACAAAGCAGACUGGGAAUACUUCGAGUGGAACCCGAAUUACCAACUGCGCAUGGAUCCAAGCGGCGAUGACAGCCAGCUGCAUGAACUGGUGAUCCCACGCGGCGAGUCCAGAGAUAUCCACGGGAUCUUUCACACAUUCCCGGAUCUGACGGAGUAUCGCACCAAAGACUUGUUUAGCCCACAUCCGACUCGGCCCAGCCUGUGGAGGUAUGAAGGCCGGCUGGAUGACACAAUCACAUUGAUCAGUGGCCAGAAAAUUAGCCCCAUUCCAAUGGAGAAGAUCAUCGAGGGUCAUCCUCUUGUGUCUCGGGCGGUAGUCAUUGGAAACCGAAGAUCUCAACUGGCGCUCCUUGUCGAGCCUUGUGAGAGCUCAAACCUGUCGAGCAGAAAUGAAUCGGACAUUUCAGAAUACAAACGCACGAUUUGGCCUGCUGUCGAAAAAGUGAAUGAGCUCGCACCUCACGAAGUGCAGAUUGGCAUCAUGAGGAUCGGGCUUGCAUCACGGGGAAAGCCUUUCUGCACGACUCCAAAAGGCAGCACGCAGCGCCGAAAGGUUCUUCAGGACUAUGAAAGGGAGAUCGAGCACGUCUAUCAGCAAGAUGAAUACUGGACCACUUUGUUUAAAAAUGGUUAG